Molecule: messenger RNA, 3893 nt
Organism: Uloborus diversus
Lineage: Eukaryota; Metazoa; Arthropoda; Arachnida; Araneae; Uloboridae
Gene: LKRSDH
Product: alpha-aminoadipic semialdehyde synthase, mitochondrial-like
Exons: 25
Coding region: 600-3413 (937 amino acids)
Cellular component (GO): cytoplasm
Molecular function (GO): saccharopine dehydrogenase activity
Source: RefSeq, a predicted model, not a curated record
AAAAACAGAAGGAGCUCAAGUUUCAAAGUGCAAAAGAAAAACAGAUCGCACAGGUGUGCGAUCUGUUUUUAAAAACCGAAACGAAGGCACACAGGUUUGAGGCUUAAAAAAAGGCACUCAGGUACUCAGGUUCAUGGACGAAAAAAAAAAAAAAAUAAUGAGGGCGCAAAAAAUAAUAAUAAAAAUAAAAAUAAGUAAAUAAAUAAAUAAAAAAUAAUAAAAAAAUACAUAAAAACGAAAGUGUGCAAAAAGGGCGUAUACGCGGGAGGGCGCAUCGGUCCGCGGGCCGAUUUGCCGGCCGCCCUUGUGUUUUCAUUUCUUGGUUCCUUCCUCAUCAGAAACAUGGUGAAAACUCAUUUUCUUUUUAUUUCCCCCUUUUCUCAGCAGUUUUCAUGCAGUCAUUUAAAAGUCUGCGUAAUCCCCGUGUUUGACUGGUAGCUCUAUUGGAACAUACCCAUUACAUUAAAUUUUUGUCACCGUUAUUAAUCCAACGUCUAAUGGCAACAGUAGAAUCAUUAAUAAGCGACAAGUGGAAUUUUCGGCGAGUACAUGAAAGCAGAAGGACGAGGCAAAUUUGGAAAUAGGAAUUAAAGUCAAAGAUGUGGAGAUCAUCAAAACAUCACAGAAAUUUUGCCAGUUACCUUUAUAAGGCAAAGUCUAAAAAUGUUGAGCGGCAGAAAUCCACUGGAAAAAUUAUUGCUAUUCGAAGAGAAGAUGCAUCGGUGUGGGAAAGAAGAGCUCCGUUAGCUCCGCAGCAAGUCAAACAGCUCACUAAAAGUGGAGUGAAAGUAUUAGUACAACCUUCGAAUAGGAGAGCCUAUCCAAUGCAGGCUUACAUCAAUGCUGGUGCAAUUAUUCAAGAAGAUAUCAGUGAGGCACCAGUUAUUAUUGGAGUGAAGCAAGUUCCUAUUGACUGCCUUUUGCCAAAUAAAACAUAUUGUUUUUUUUCACAUACUAUCAAAGCCCAAGAAGCAAACAUGCCCAUGCUUGAUUGUAUAUUGGAAAGGAACAUUCGUUUAAUAGAUUAUGAAAAGCUUGUUGAUAGUAGAGGUCAGAGAGUUGUUGCUUUUGGAAAGUUUGCUGGAGUAGCUGGAACAAUCAACAUUUUGCAUGGGCUGGGUUUGAGACUUUUGGCUUUAGGACACCACACACCUUUCAUGCAUGUUGGUCCUGCCCACAAUUAUCGUACUAGUGGAAUGGCUAGGCAAACAGUUCGAGAUGCUGGAUAUGAAAUAGCUUUGGGAAUGAUGCCACGAUCUAUAGGGCCAUUGACGUUUGUGUUUACGGGAUCUGGAAAUGUCUCACAAGGAGCUCAAGAAGUCUUUCAAGAACUUCCUUAUGAAUAUGUGAACCCAACUGAUCUUCCGCAAGUUGCUGAGCAUGGAUCCAUGAAUAAAGUGUAUGGUGCCGUUGUGAGCAGAGACGAUCACUUUCGAAGGAUCGAUGGAGGAGGAUUUGAUGCUGAAGAAUAUGAAUUGUAUCCUGAACGCUAUUACUCAAACUUUGCAAAAACGAUUGCUCCCUAUGCUUCUGUGAUAAUAAAUGGUAUAUAUUGGGCAGUAAAUUCCCCAAGAUUAAUGACAAUUCCUGAUGCAAAGCAUCUGUUGAGACCAAGCUAUACACCUUGGUUACCAUCUAGUGAUGGAUCACCAUCUUUACCCCAUCGACUUCUUGCCAUAUGUGAUAUUAGUGCAGAUCCUGGGGGCUCUAUUGAAUUUAUGACUGAGUGCACUACUAUUGAUACACCAUUUUGUCUUUAUGAUGCUGACCAGCACAGAAAUAGUGAAAGUUUUGCAGGUCCAGGUGUUCUUGUUUGUUCUAUUGAUAAUAUGCCAACUCAAUUGCCUCUGGAAGCCACUGAUUAUUUUGGAUUUUUAUUAUUCCCUUACAUGGAAAGCAUUUUGUCAUCUGAUGCUGCUAAGCCUUUGGAGAGCCAUGAUUUUCAUCCAGUUGUUCAAGGGGCUAUCAUUACUAGCAAUGGAACACUGACUCCGAAUUUUGAGUAUAUUUCUGAAUUGAGAAACACAUCAACAUCUCAAGAAAAAGCACGCUCAAUGGUUGCCAAAGCUGCCAAGAAAGUCCUGGUUUUAGGAGCAGGAUAUGUAGCUGCACCUUUAGUUGAAUAUUUAACCCGAGAUCCUACAAUACAUGUCACAAUAGGUUCAAUUCUUCAGAAUCAAGGUGAAGCCUUAGUUAAAACACCAAAUGCUGAGCAUGUUGUUCUAGAUGUAAUGACAGGCAGAGGACCUUUGGACAAAUUAAUUGAAGAAUCAACUCUUGUAAUCAGCUUGUUGCCAUACACCCUUCAUCCAACAAUUGCUGAGCGGUGCAUAAAGUAUAAAAUCAACAUGGUUACCGCAAGUUACUUGUCCCCUGAGAUGAAGAGUCUUCAUCAAGCAGCAGUGGAUGCUGGCAUUACUAUUGUAAAUGAAGUAGGUCUUGACCCAGGUAUUGAUCAUUUGUUGGCCAUGGAGUGUUUUGAUGAAAUCAAAUUAAAUGGUGGCAAGAUAACUUCAUUUGUUUCAUUCUGCGGAGGACUUCCAGCUCCAGAAAAUUCCAACAAUCCAUUGCGAUACAAGUUUAGCUGGAAUCCCCGUGGUGUCCUCUUGAAUACUCUUGGUCUUGGCAAAUUUUUAGAAAAUGGAAAAGUUGUUGAAAUUCCUGCUGGAGGAGCAUUAAUGGAUCAUGUCAGAGACAUUGAUUUUCUUCCAGGCUUCAAUUUAGAAGGUUAUCCAAACCGAGAUUCAACUGUGUAUGCAGAGGAAUAUGGUAUUCAGUCUGCUCAUACUUUACUGAGAGGAUCAUUACGAUACAAGGGCUAUUCUGAUGUGAUAAAAGGUUUUCAUUUGCUUGGAUUGCUUAGUGAAGAGCCCCAUCCUUGUUUGCAUCCAAAAGGUCCUGAAAUUACGUGGAAACAAUUUUUGUGUAGCCUUUUAGGCCAACAAGGUCAAGAAUUAUUGACACCAAACCUAAAAAAUCUUAUUUAUGACUCAGUUGGAAAAUCAGAAUCUCGUGUGGAGGCUAUAGACAGAUUAGGACUAUUGGAAGAAGAGCCAUUAGUAAAACGUUCAUCACCUUUAGACACUUUAACUCAUUUUUUGGCGAAUAAAUUAGCUUACCAGCCUGGUGAAAGAGACGUUAUCGUUUUACGACAUAACAUUGGAAUUCAAUGGCCUGAUAAUAAAAAUGAAAUAAGAGAAAUUGAUUUUGUUGUUUAUGGAGAUAAAGGUGGAUACAGUGCAAUGGCCAAAACUGUUGGUUAUCCAGCUGCUAUUGCUUCUAAAAUGGUGAUCGAAAAUGAAAUCCAAACAAAAGGUAUGGUUAUUCCUAUGGGAGCUGAGAUAUACAAACCUAUGCUAAUGAGGUUGAAACAAGAAGGGCUAACAAGUUCAGAAAAUACUGUAAAGCAGUGAAGAUCAUAACUUUGGUUUAAUGUUUAAACUUUUGUUCUAAUGUAAUUUCAAAGUCCAGUUUUUUUCCCCCUAGUUUAUGCUGAUGCAAAUUAACCGUUUGAGAAACAUUUUUUGCACAAGUUCUACUCAUACAUUUCCACAUCAAGAGAGAAAAGUAACUGCAUUUAUUCUUUUUUUAACAUUUUGAAAGUAAAAAUACAUUGAUGAGAAACUGUAUAUUUUUUAACUUUUAAUUAUAAACAUAUAUUUUUAUAUUAUAUAUUGUACUGUUACUGUUAGGGCUACAAAAAUAAAGUGCAUUAGUCUAUUGCUGUAUUGUACACAGAUUGUAUGCUGUGUUUAUAUUUUUAUGCUUGCAACUGAACUGUGAUACUUUUGUGCCUUGUUGUUACUUUCUUUAUGUGAGAAGUUGUUACAUUAAUAUACACUUCUAUUUUAUUUAAAAAAUCAAAGUUACCAAAUAAACCAUUUUAAAACCUG